Molecule: messenger RNA, 791 nt
Organism: Merops nubicus (carmine bee-eater)
Lineage: Eukaryota; Metazoa; Chordata; Aves; Coraciiformes; Meropidae
Product: galanin receptor type 2-like
Exons: 1
Coding region: 71-790 (239 amino acids)
Biological process (GO): G protein-coupled receptor signaling pathway
Cellular component (GO): membrane
Molecular function (GO): G protein-coupled receptor activity
Source: RefSeq, a predicted model, not a curated record
CCCAUGCAGGUAUUUGGCCAUACGAUACCCCCUGCACUCCAGGGAGCUGAGGACACCCAGGAACGCCCUCAUGGCCAUCUGCUUCAUCUGGGGGCUUUCCUUCAUCUUCUCAGGCCCUUACCUCAGCUACUACCAGGAGUUUCAGCUGGCCAACCUGACCGUCUGCCACCCGGUCUGGGAGAUCUCCCAGCGCAAGGUCAUGGACAUCUGCACCUUCAUCUUCAGCUACAUUAUCCCAGUGCUGAUCCUCAGCCUCACUUACGUGCGGACUAUUCGGUACCUGUGGAGUUCUGUGGACCCUCUCCAAGACAUGUCAGAGUCCAAGAAGGCCAAGCGAAAGGUGACCAGGAUGAUCAUCAUUGUAGCCGUCUUGUUCUGCCUCUGUUGGCUGCCCCAUCACCUGAUCAUCCUGUGUGUCUGGUUCGGGUACUUCCCCCUCAACCACGCUACGUACGUGCUCCGCAUCCUCUCGCACCUCAUCUCCUACGCCAACUCCUGCGUGAACCCCAUCGUCUACGCCCUGGUCUCCAAACACUUCCGCAAGGGCUUCAAGAAGAUCUUCAUCUGCCUCUUGCACAAGAAGGCAGCCAACAAGGUGCACGUGGCCCAGGCGACGAACACCAUCAGCACGCUGGAAGCAGAGCUCAGCGAGGUGACCCGCGUCGGCCAAGCCCUGCCCGGCUGCUUCUCCAGGCACUGCAAGGCCCCAGCCCAGCCCUGGGGGGAGGCAGAGCUGGUGGGCUAUCAGCAGAAAGCAGAUGGCUCCUUCAUCACCUUCAACGUCACCUAGC